AUGAAGGACCGUCACGUCGAUGGCAAGUGGACCGAUAUUCCUGACCCGCCCGUACAGGCUGAAGUUCUAGACUGGUGGUUUCGAUUCCACGAAGACUUCUGCUCAGAGGAACGACGCCGCUACUAUUCGACCACGAGCCCGAAGGACCUUGUCGGUGCUGAAGCUCAGCGACAAAUUGAUCUCUUUGUCAAGCGAAAGAAUGGGCAGCCGCCAGACGCCGCGCACGACUGGAGAGAUGUUGACGUUAUCGGUGAGCUCAAGGCGUCCAAUAACAACAAAAAGGCGACGCUUCUCCAGCUCGGCCGAUACGUGCGAGACGUUUUCUCCUGCCAACCGACACGUCGCCCUGGUGCGUUCGAUAUCCAUGAAAAGCCCGAACGGUUCAUCCAGGUGAUCGCCGGUUACACGAUGAUGAAUGACGAAGAACUGGGAUUGGAUAUAUUUACAGAUCGGGAUGGCGACGGUCGUCUGAUACACAUUGAGCAGGAUGGGGCUUCAGGCAGGAAGAGGAUGCGAUUGGACUCGCAGCCUUUCACCCAUCAACGAGCAAUCGUCUGCCGCGGGACUUCUUGCUACCUCACGAAGCCUUCGGACGCCGAGGAUUGGAGUUGUGUCGCCAAGCUUUCGUGGACGUCCGACAGGCGAAAGCCAGAGGCAGACUUUCUCAGACUGGCGCAACAGAGAGGAGUCGAGGGCCUUCCAAGCACUGUGUCGACUUUUUCGCAGUCUUUUUCCCGGCCGCUGAGAAAGCGCAAGUCGGUUGAUGAUGAGGUUACGUACGAUGUGGAGGAAGUGCAGGGGACGAGUCUGCUAGCUCCCACCAACGGACCCUAUGAUAAUCGAGUUUUUCGAUGUCUGGUGAUCUCCCCAGCUGGCCGGGCGAUUCACAAGCACAAGAAAAUAUCGGAGCUUCUCGGGGCGCUCCGUGACGCCAUCAAAGCACACAGGUCCCUGUACCUCAAAGGCAACAUCCUGCACCGGGACAUUUCCGAGAACAACAUCAUCAUCACCGACAGCAAAACGACUGGUCACAUGGGCAUGCUGAUUGACCUGGACCUUGCCAGAGAACUGGGCAGCGGGCGCAGCGGGGCGCGCUGUCGCACUGGCACGAUGGAGUUCAUGGCAAUUGAGGUCCUGCAAGGGAUCUCUCACACCUAUCGGCAUGAUCUCGAAUCAUUCUUAAACUCUGAUAACAAAUGGUACACUGGCAGCUACAGAGAAAUUGCGCACGCUAAACGAGGAGACAUGGGUGUUGAUGGGGGGGGUCUGUUCGUUGGGACACCCAAGGACCCGGAGAUUCUUUACGAGCCGAUUAUCAAAGCCUUCGGCAAGGCUAUUGAUGAUAUCAUGGCUAUGGAAGGAUAA
Messenger RNA from Hirsutella rhossiliensis, 1365 nucleotides. RefSeq names its product kinase. The transcript is spliced from 7 exons. NCBI's taxonomy places the organism in Eukaryota, Fungi, Ascomycota, Sordariomycetes, Hypocreales, Ophiocordycipitaceae. Gene Ontology annotation, biological process: protein phosphorylation. Bases 1 to 1365 code for a protein of 454 amino acids. Gene Ontology annotation, molecular function: ATP binding; protein kinase activity. The record is from RefSeq and is a predicted model, not a curated record.